Messenger RNA from Hippocampus zosterae (dwarf seahorse), 2776 nucleotides. RefSeq names its product low density lipoprotein receptor adapter protein 1-B-like. The transcript is spliced from 10 exons. The coding region runs from base 200 to 1021 and encodes 273 amino acids. Gene Ontology annotation, cellular component: early endosome. The record is from RefSeq and is a predicted model, not a curated record. Lineage: Eukaryota; Metazoa; Chordata; Actinopteri; Syngnathiformes; Syngnathidae.
GUUACUUCUGAUAUCCAAAUUCACAUAAAAUCCAACGUUUUAUUUUCCAAGACGCCUUUUCGAGCUUUGUGUCGUUUCACGUGGGUAGCAAGAUUUCUGACGGCCCCUGAAGGCACCGCGAGGACGCGCUGCCCCCAGCGGGUCCGCCGGUCAGCGCUCGUGAAACUUCUCCGGAUUGUGCGCAUCUUGUAACGCCGAGAUGGAUGCCCUGAAGUCGGCCGGGAAAGCCAUGAUCCGAAGACCCAGUGUGGCUAAACAAUCCUGGACUGCCAGAAGACACAAAAAGCUUCCAGAGAACUGGACGGACACAAGAGAGACCAUCUUGGAGGGGAUGACCUUUAGCCUCCGUCACCUCGGAAUGACCUUAGUGGACCAGCCCAAAGGCGAGGAACUGGCAGCCGCCGCGGUGAAGAGGAUCGUUGCCACAGGAAAAAUCUGCGGGAAGAAAGCGCAGAAAGUCUACCUCAAAGUGACUCCACAAGGCAUCGCCCUCUAUGACAGUUGCACCAACAACUUCCUGGAAAACAUCUCCAUAUACAGGAUAUCCUACUGCGCGGUGGACAAAGUGCACGACAGAGUGUUUGCAUUUAUCGCCCAAAACACCCUCAACGGGACCUUGGAGUGCCACGCCUACCUGUGCUCCAAGAGGAAAGAGGCGCAGGCGGUAGCCCUGACAGUAGCGCAGGCCUUUGGAGUAGCUUUUGAACUGUGGCAAGUCACCCGAGAAAAGAAAGGAGGGCGAGUCCAGUCAGGUUCAAGCGACGGGCUCGGCGGCGGCUCCGCUUCCGAGAGAUCCCCCGGCCCCCAAGACGUUGCCGCGGUCGACCUGUUGGACGCUGAGACGAAUGAGAACGUCGAUCAAAUGGACAACAACGGGACAUCUGAGAGGAACGAUAAUCCAGCCUGGGCACUAGAAGAUGACUUGGACGAAGCCUUCUCCAGCUGUGCUGCGGACAGCUCGGGUUCACUUCCAGACUGGCCGAGUCACGUACUCACUCCCAGAUCUUGGACGUUGGGCUGAUGCCCCAACGCUGACUGUUUGAACCUGCCUGGGACGGCUCCAAAUGGCGACCCCCCCCCCCCCCAAAUCCCCCAAAAUGCCCUCUUUGGGAAUGACUUCCUCAGCAUUUCGACAAAGUGCCGCUUCACAUGGAUGCACAGUGACUUCACGAGCUACUGCGAAUUUUGCUCUAUUUAUGUGUGCAUGGGAUGAUGACAAAAAAAAUCAAUCAAUGAAUCACCAAAGUCAUAAGAACUAACUAACUGAAGCGUCCCAACACACGCACACACACACACUACACACACACACACACACUACACACUAUAGUUUAUGUUAGAGAUGGAUUUGGGCCGAAGCAGAAAAGCAGCGGCUAGGUGAGUUUUUCAGCAAAUAUAGACGGAUAGGUUCCCAAAUGCCAGGCUGCAAAUAUACAAGGUUCCCUGUUUUUUGGAGUAUUUUUUAAUGUGAUUGUGACUAAAUUAUACCGACUGAUUUGAAAUAAUAAAAGUCGUUCUGAAAAAAAAGGUGUCAUUUGAGCAAUUCUGUCAAUAAUCUGACCCUGUACGAGUGCAUACAUUUUAAAUGUUUUUUAUUAUGAACUGCAAGUGGAUGGGUGUCUAUUUUUUCCCCCUCGGUCUUCUUCUAUCUACAAUUAGUUGUUUUUAUUUGAUAGUUUUUGUGACGUGCUUUAAGCUCUACAAAUUAAUAAAAAAAAUCAUUAUUAUUGGCACAUGAUGUACUCGAUUGUGGCCGAAAGUCACGUGAUCGGCCUCACACUUGCUCGCUCUCGGCGAAUCGGUGUGUCAGGGACAUUGCGUCCCACUCUGCUUACUUAACCAAGCUGCAUUAUUAAACAGGCCUCCCUCACGCUUGGUUUCACGGAAGCACGCAGAGAAGACCAGAGAGGGACUAGGAAGACCAAAAGAGCACUUUUACUCUCAAUAGUAUGGAAAAAUGCUUCCAGCUGGAACUGUGUGGUGCAUUUAGGACGCAAAGGUCAAGUGAGAACCGGCUUUCCAAAAUGGCCCCAAGGCAGUUUUGUGUCUCUCGGUGAUUUUGUUUGUUUCAGUUUGUCCUUAUUAUUUUUUGCCAGAGGGACGCUGUAUAUCAUGGGUCCCCGACCUUUUUUGUGUCACGGACUAGUUGAGACAAGUACACGCUGUUUGCGGAUCGGCAACCUUUUUUUUUUUUAAAUCACUUUUGAAGCACUGGUUCUGACAUCAAAGAUAAUUCAACAUUUUAAAAACGAUUUUUCUUCAUUCCUAUCAAACACGUUUUCUGACAUUAAAACAAAUCUUAUAAAAAUAACACCGUCAACUACUAAGAAAUGGACCAAUCACAAAUCAUGAAUACGCCUUAUCAUGUCAACAAUAUCAUUUUUAAGUGAUGAUCCCACAUAUGCCGUAGGCAUCAUCGCUCCUUACAAACGUGGAUGAUCAAAAGAUGACACAAUUCACUUUUAUCAGGUGGUUGCCAGAUAGUUAUAAGCAAUCAUAAGAAUUAGCCAAACGAUAGUCUAACAAGGCGUGGUUGGGGACCACACGCGAGGAACUCACGCACCCAAAAAUUCUUAUCAAUAUGCAAAAAUGGUACAUGAAAAAUAUUUAUUUCUUGAUCAUGUCGUACAGUACAUACUUGUGACAUUCACAUUUUCUUGGAAAAUAGGAUGGGCGUAUUAUUUCAUUUCCUCACCUGACAAUGGAGAAAAUUAACUAAAAAAAAAUGAUUGAAGUUGAUGUCGAUAUGUUUAUUUCACGAGCGUGUUUGGCAAUCGUG